GUUUGUCUUCACCUCCAAUUUUUGUGGGUGGACUAGGAUUUGUGGUGGUCACAGCGGACGAGUUACGGCCACCCAAAAAUUUUAUUAAAAGCAUUACAAGAAUCCCAGGAAAUUUUUGAUAUAGAUCAUAUACAAUUAUCAAAAGAAAUCGGUCUAAUUGAAAGCGUUUUUUUCAUUCACACCUUGCGCAUCUUGAAGCGCCGUUUGUACUCACGGUCUUCAGAGGAAACUCACCACCAAAAAGUCAUUUUCAGGCAAGUUCGUACUUGCUCAGCUCUUGUAGCCGAUUUGGUAAAAGAGAGGUCUCCUGAGUUCACGUCUUGUCCAUCGUCCUUUGAGUGUACUUCGUUUUCGAUAUGGGAAAUCUUAUGGAAUGGUUGAAGAACUGUCCCCCUUUGCAAUGGGCCGAAGAUAAAUUCGAAGACCUAAUGGUCAAUAUCAUUCGCUGUAGCAGUGUACCCCAACACAUUGGGUUCGUUAUGGAUGGAAACCGUCGGUGGGCUAGGCAACAUCGAAUGGAAACUGCAGAGGGUCACAGCUUGGGUUUUGAAACGCUAAAAGAUCUUUUACGCGUCUGUUUGAGGCUUGGAGUAAAAGAGGUAUCUGCAUUCGGCUUUUCUUUGGAAAACUUUAAGCGUUCUAAAUAUGAGGUCGACAUGAUUAUGGAAAUUGCCAAGUCUAGUUUGGCACAGAUCUGCUCACAUGGGGAUCUUGUUGAUCAGUACAACAUUCGCAUUCGAGUUGUCGGUGAUCUUGAUCGCCUCCCUGACGACUUGCACGAGCAAUUUGUGAAAAUUAUGAAGCGAACAGAGAAAAAUACAGGUGCUACCUUAAACCUUUGCUUCCCCUAUACUUCUCGCUAUGAGAUUACUCAGUCCUUGCAACGACUUGUUAAAAAAGCUGAAGACGGUCGACUAACCCCGGAUGAGAUUGACGAAAAAGUUUUUGAAAAAUGUCUUUUAAUUACCGAUAGCCAUCCUCUCGACAUUUUGGUUCGAACUAGUGGCGUAAAACGUCUGUCUGAUUUUAUGCUUUGGCAGUGUCACGAAAACACAGAUAUCCAAUUUGUGCGUAAUUAUUGGCCAGAUUUUAAGGUCUGGAGAUUCCUUCCCAUGAUUUUACGUUAUCAAAUAGACCAAAAAGCCAAAUCAUGAAGCACAACAACAUUCGUUUAGCCUCUGCUCUCGCCGUCCUCUUCAACUCUGCUUCAAGAAUUGUAAAUGGAUACGUUCCGCUCUAUAUUAUACAUAAAUUACAUACUAUACUCAUUGACUUUUACAAACUAAUAGCUUUCCAGUUUCAUGUUCGUCGUAGGUUUGGGAAACAAAACGCGAUGAUUAAUUGUCUCGAUAUACUAGAACUUCAAUAAAUGACUGGUUGUCUCUUUGUACAGCGGCCACGCAGCGCGUUUCAUCGUAACAAACCUGAGAAAUAAUUGUCAUAUCUGAAAGCAGUGUCCGAACCAACUUUCCCGUUCGCAGAUCCCAAAGUUUUAGAGAACCGUUGUUUCCGCUAACAACCUUACAUUCGUCAUUUUGCAUGCAACUGAUGGGACCGGAAUUGGCUGAAAGCACUUUUUCACACUUGGCGGAAUUGAUAUCCCAUUCACGAAUUGUUGAAUCUAAAGCACCGCUAAUAAGCUUAUCGGCUUGUAGAUUUAAGAAGACGACAAGAUCUGUAUGGCCUUCCAGGGUGUGUAGACAAACAUUAUUUUUAAUAUCCCAUAUUCGAAUCGUUUUAUCCAGACUUCCACUGAAGCAAAGAUUUCGUGUAGGAUCGUAUAAUACGCUAUAAAUAUAUGCUUUAUGACCACGAAAGUGAUUAAGACA
This is a messenger RNA of Schizosaccharomyces japonicus yFS275, 1829 nucleotides long. Its product is annotated as cis-prenyltransferase. The record is from RefSeq and is a predicted model, not a curated record. Lineage: Eukaryota; Fungi; Ascomycota; Schizosaccharomycetes; Schizosaccharomycetales; Schizosaccharomycetaceae. Bases 357 to 1154 code for a protein of 265 amino acids. Gene Ontology annotation, biological process: dolichyl monophosphate biosynthetic process. Gene Ontology annotation, molecular function: transferase activity, transferring alkyl or aryl (other than methyl) groups; ditrans,polycis-polyprenyl diphosphate synthase [(2E,6E)-farnesyl diphosphate specific] activity. The transcript is spliced from 5 exons.